Molecule: messenger RNA, 1086 nt
Organism: Penicillium samsonianum
Lineage: Eukaryota; Fungi; Ascomycota; Eurotiomycetes; Eurotiales; Aspergillaceae
Product: v-SNARE protein VTI1
Exons: 3
Coding region: 261-935 (224 amino acids)
Biological process (GO): intracellular protein transport; Golgi to vacuole transport; macroautophagy
Cellular component (GO): ER to Golgi transport vesicle membrane; endoplasmic reticulum membrane; Golgi apparatus
Molecular function (GO): SNAP receptor activity; SNARE binding
Source: RefSeq, a predicted model, not a curated record
CAGCAUUUGUUCCUAUCGGCACCUUUGGUUAUUUUCACUAUUUUCUCUUUGUAUUCCCUAGUACUUCGGAAAAGCCAGGCUACAUCGUUUGCAAAGCGAAGCCACCCUAACAAGAUCCGUUGACCGAACCGCCACUCAGCACUAUUGAACAGCGUCACCCGCCCCAGAUAAAGGUGGAGCCUACAUCAACACAUCAACCACCACUGCAGACAGCCGAUCUUCACUUCCACCUAAGCUAGAACACAUAUCAUACAACCACCAUGUCAAACCCACUGAACACAGACACCGGCUCGGAGAUGUUCGCCAGCUACGAGAACGAGUUGAAGCUGGUGCAAGCCGAUCUGAACCAGAAGCUGGACCAGAUCGCCGAGGCAAGCGGCGAGCAACGGAAAGCAGAAAUCGGCAACGCAACACGAGUCCUCGAAGAAGCAACAGAACUUCUCGACCAACUGCGCAUGCAGAAGCAGAACAUCCCCUCAGCAGCCCGGUCAAAAGUCAACAUCCGCUUCCGCAACUACUCAACCGACAUUGACGAGAUCAAGCGCAAGCUCAAGUCCCUCUCGGAUGACCGGCAAGCACUAUUCGGCGACCGGUACACCGACGAGCCGCAGGAUGAGCACCUCGAACAAAGACAGCAGUUGCUUUCCGGUACGGACCGGCUAGAGCGCAGCUCGGCGCGGCUUCAACAGAGUCAGCGCAUGGCGCUGGAGACGGAGGAUGUUGCUCGCGGCACGCUCGGUACCUUGUAUGAGCAGAGGGAGCAGAUCUCGAAUGCUCGGAAUAACUUGCAGCAGAGUGAGGGUUACGUUGAUACUAGUAUCAAGACUUUGAGGGGCAUGGCUCGUAGGAUGGCUACCAAUCGGAUGAUCACUAUUGCUAUCAUUACGGUUCUGGUUCUUCUGAUUUUCGCUGUCAUUUACAGCAAGUUCCAUUAGCGGUUGGGUUUCGCGCUGGCGUUUGUAUACUCGGUCUUAUGUUUCAUAUCCUUUUAUUUUCUGCUUUUACGUCUACACUAGCAAGACUAUUCUCUCCCGCGCGCGCAUCUUUGCCAUUAUGUAUGAUAGCAUCCGGCGAGUCUUGAUACAG